Molecule: messenger RNA, 1668 nt
Organism: Penicillium canescens
Lineage: Eukaryota; Fungi; Ascomycota; Eurotiomycetes; Eurotiales; Aspergillaceae
Product: GMC family oxidoreductase
Exons: 3
Coding region: 1-1668 (555 amino acids)
Molecular function (GO): oxidoreductase activity, acting on CH-OH group of donors; flavin adenine dinucleotide binding
Source: RefSeq, a predicted model, not a curated record
AUGGCGACUCAAACAUUCGACUAUAUUAUCGUGGGCGGGGGAACAGCAGGUUGCGUAGUAGCUUCCCGCCUUAAAGAAAAGAAUCCCACGCUCUCCAUCGUGAUCGUCGAAGCUGGCCCCGAUGUUAGCAAGCACCCCCUAGUACCAGAUGCAGCGGACUACCCUCAGCUCCUCGGCUCUGAGCUCGAUUGGAACUAUACCACAGUACCGCAGAAACAUUUGGAUGGGCGCUCUGUCUCCAACCAUGCUGGGAGGGCACUUGGAGGUAGUAGUGUGACUAACGCCGGGGGUUGGUUCCGAGGCGAGAAAGCAAACUAUGAUCUCUGGGGAGAGACGGUCGGCGACUUGCGUUGGAGCUAUAGUGGCUUCUUGCCCUAUUUCCGCAAGGUUGAGUCGCAUUUUGAUCCAAAUGGCGAUAAGCUACAGCAUGGCUUUAAUGGCCCUAUGAAAGCGGAGUCUGUUACAUUUACGGGUCGCAAUUAUCCUCUGCGUCAGUUGGUGAAGGAUGCAUGGGCUGCUGUUGGUGUGCCUUUAGUCCCGGACUUGAAUUCUGGUAAUCCCAUCGGAUUGGCGGAGGUCGUUGAGAACAAAGUCAAGGGUAUGCGGCAAACUGCUUCCUCUGUAUACCCACUCAAUGUCUCUAUCUUGACGGAUACUAUGGUUAAAAGAGUGGUUUUCGAAGAGCGCAAUGGGAGAAAGAGAGCUAUUGGCGUGGAAGUUGUGGGCGAGGAAACCCGUGUGAUUUCUGCAAAGCGCGAAGUCAUCAUCUCGACUGGUACAUACCGGACACCCCAAGUCCUGAAGCUUUCAGGCAUCGGGCCAGCCGAGGAACUGCAACGCCAUGGCGUGGACUUGGUACUUGACUCACCUGACGUCGGCCGCCAUUUCCAAGACCACCCCGGUGUAUUCCAGUGGUGGAAGCUAAAACACCCCGAACAAGGACUCGCAGUUGGAUCACCGGCAUUCAGUGAUCCUCUGUUUUUCAGAGGUCAACCAAUCGACUUUGCAGCAACACAGCCCGUUCCUCUAGACGGAUUACGCGCUGCAUUAAUUCGAGAUAAUCCCAAUUGCAACCCGGAUGAACAUCCACUUAUCUCGCAGAAAGGGCAUCUCGAGAUGCUAGUAUUCUAUGCAGGAGGAAAUCCCGCUAACCCAACCAUCGAAAUGGACGGGACUCACAUCGCCACGAUCGUGGUUGGUAUGCUUCCAACUUCGCGCGGGAGCAUUACCCUCCAGGAUAACAAUCCAAACUCUAUGCCGCUUAUCGACCCUAACUACCUUGCCACCGAGGCUGAUCGGUAUAUGAUGCGUGCGGGUAUUCGGAAGAUCCGCGAAAUGGUCCGUGAUACACCAGCCGGGCGGGCAAUGAUUGACGAUGAAACGGUCGAAGACGGGGCCACGCCCGUUCAAGUGGAUACCAGUGAUGCAGAGAUCGACAGUCUGGUCCGACGUCGAGCUAUGACUAUGUUCCACCCCGCAGGAAGUGCCUCUAUGGGCAAGGUGGUUGACAAUCAGCUCCGAGUUCGAGGUGUGGAUGGUUUGCGCAUUGUCGAUGCAAGUGUUAUUCCUGUGCCACUGACUGCACACAUCCAGAUGUGUGUUUAUGCUCUAGCAGAGCAAGCUGCAGAUAUCAUCAGUGAUAGUGUGAGAUCUGCGCAUAAGCUAUGA